Actinia tenebrosa (Australian red waratah sea anemone) is the source of this 2363-nucleotide messenger RNA. RefSeq names its product histamine H2 receptor. Gene Ontology annotation, biological process: G protein-coupled receptor signaling pathway. Gene Ontology annotation, molecular function: G protein-coupled receptor activity. Gene Ontology annotation, cellular component: plasma membrane. Lineage: Eukaryota; Metazoa; Cnidaria; Anthozoa; Actiniaria; Actiniidae. The record is from RefSeq and is a predicted model, not a curated record.
UAGUCAAGGAAAUAUGAUAUUUAAUUAAUCAACAAAAGGUCCUGAUUGAUGGGAUGUGCCAAGUACACAUGUAUGACAAACAAGGGCAUUAAAAAUAGUUAAUACAUGACAGAGUUAAGUAAACAGACUAAGGCCGCGUUUUCACUAGGUUUCCUAACUAGCUAACUAGUUAAGCUCGGACAUACAAAUCCUUACUCAAAAAUAGAAGUACUGAUUCAAUUAUCUGCUUGCGUAAUAAGUUAGAAAGGGAAAAAUCGUCUGUAGGUCAUAGACGAAUCACUGGUUAUAAAAGUCGUGACAAUUAUAAUCUGCCUUCAAUGACAGCCGGUCGGAAUCGCUUAAGCCCUGGCAGGAUACUAUAGGAGAAAGUUUCCCCUGCACUUUUAGAUAUAGCGGUAGUCUUGCAUGAGUCACAGUUAUUCUGGUUCUGAACUUGGAAAGCGUUUGCAUCGAAUGCAGCAACAAGAAGCAACUAAAUUCAAAGAAACCCUACUCAUUAAUGGUCAAGAAUCCAGGAUCUAUACCAAGUGAAAGGCUGUCGGAGAAAAAUCAAGCCGCGUACUGAACUUCGUAGACGCAAAUUUAAACAAGAUGUGAUUUUUUCCCCAGAUUAUUGAACUCUACGACUGAGGGCGUUUGAUUGUAGCGACUUUUUUGUAAAUUAAAUUAGCAGAGGAAAAGGGUGCUACAAUUCCAAUAUGUACUUCUUCAUGGAGGAUCAUUGUUUAAACUCCACCGUGCCAACUACUCUUUCAUUCGCGACCGCCGGCGUGACGACUUUUCUUUGCCUUAUCACUGUACCAGGGAAUCUUCUGGUGGUACUUGCCGUCUUUAUAGAUCCAAAUAAAGAACUCCGAUCGCCGUUCAACUAUUUUGUAGCUAACCUUGCUAUGGCUGACCUUCUAGUUGGGAUCGUGACGGAACCGGUGGCCGUGAUUUAUCACAUUCAGGAAGGCAUGGGGCUGAGAGACGCGCGAUCGCCAGAAAUCCACAUGCCAUUCUUUAUCUCCUGUACGGCGUCGAUUCUUAGCCUACUAACGUUGACUUUAGAUCGUUACGUUGCUAUUACAUCACCCUUUAAGUACAAAACCCUCCUGAAUCCCGGAAGAGCGGCCAUCUUGUGUGGCGGAGUGUGGAUCGUAUCCUUAGCAUUUCCAUUCCUGUACUUCCACAUUGGAUAUAUACCAUAUGCAUUCCUAUUCGCUAAUACUGCGAUACUACUGACAUUCCUAGUGCUGUUAUUUGCGUAUAUUCGGAUUUAUAAGAUCUUUCGAGCUCAAGUAAAAGCAUGGGAGAACCUGCAYGCUGGAACGGAGGAGAAUCGCCGCAAGAAACAAGCAGUUCGCUGGGAACAAAAGAUCACCAAGACCUUCCUCAUAAUGCUGUCACUAUUUGUGUUGUGUUACAUGAGCGCAUGCGUAUUCAUCUACUUGCUGAACUUGUGUGACGUGUGUAGCUGUCUUGUCAUCGUGGUGUCACGCAAUCUUCAAUUCCUGUUGAUUUUGUCUAAUUCGUGCAUGAAUCCUUUUGUCUAUUCGUGGCGGUUACGUAACUAUCGAAGAGCUUUUCUCUAYAUCAUCACAUGYGGACGGRARGGGAUAAGUGAAGCGGCCAAGCUGCGYGAAAUAGAGCUUAGAAGCUUUAGAAAGUCGUCGCUGAAGGGAUCUAGUCUAAGAGAAAGGCGUGAAAGUAUCCGACCUAAACUUGCCAAUCUAACUUUGUAAAGGAACUCAAACUAAAUGUGUCAGUGACCUUUGGUUCGCAUAACAUUAUGGGAGRUGUAKUCCUUACGUCACGAUUGACCAGUCCAACAUAUAUGGUAAUAUGAUGUGCAGUGCGUCAUAAGAAAUGUAACUGUAUGCAAGAAAUUUAAACAAAGGCAAAUGGUGACUUUGCGUCUCUGACCAAAUAUAAAGUCUAAAUGGCUCGCAAGGCAUCAUGGGAGAUGUAGUCGUUAAAGCAAGUGGCGACCUUUCUUAAUAGUAUGAAACUGAUUGCUAACAAGACAAUAUGAAAGGCCUUACCACUGACAACGAUUUGAUAGCGUCGAAAAUGCCAUUCAGCACUGCAUCAUUGUAGCUGUAGUAAACCGUUUUAUUUUAAAUCCGAGGAAUGACACUAAACCUCUGCAAUCUUUCUUUUGGUUGACGAGGUUGGAUGUCAUCAAAUCUUGGUACCACGUUUCCAGACUUUUAGAGUAAUAGGAUUGCGAUUGUAUUUGCCAAUCAUAUAUGCAUUUAUACAAUUUUCAAAUUUCCUACUUUCACAUCCCCAUAAUACUUUGCGUCUUUGGGGGGUAACCAGAGGGUAAAAACCCACUUAUUUUGCUGAAGGCUGAUCAGACAAUGUUGAAAAUACCUUGU